CAUCAGUAAAAGUCCGCUCAUUGCUGCACAGAGUGGGUUGCACACUGUCAGCGAUUGAUACCGUACACACACGGCUGCGUGGGAUCGGUUUUUGAUAGCUCUAACGCUGGACGAGAGCGCUGCAGCAAAUCCGGAGCGCAAGGCACGAUUUCCAGCGCCAAGCGCGCGCGACGAGACGUACUACACAGCGUCGCUCCCCGUGCCAGACCGCGGAGCUGAAUAAUGGCGACCAGCAUGCAAGACGUAAGCGCCACGGCGGUGGCGGAGGCCUCGGACGGCCUGCAGCCCUGGGCUGGCGUGAACGGCGGCCGUGGCAGAGUCAUAGAUGAGUGGAAUCACCGCUCGCGACCCGAGGGCAUCGAUCCGUGCCGGGGCACCUACGGCACCGAGGGCUUGCGGGCGCUGGUGCUGCUCACGCAGAGCUUAGGAAGCGAGGAGCGCGUCGCGGGCGUGGCUACUGUCGUGUCGCAGCUCGUCUACGGCCCGGUCACGUGGUGGAAAUCCUACGAUCUAGAAGCGCUCCGCCGCGAAAUUUACCGGUGGUUGUCGCUCGGCAACGACCAAGCCACGACGUUGAUCGACGAGAUCCUGCGCCAGCACCGCGUGUGGGUGAUGGGCGGCGAGGAGGGCCCCUUCGCAAAACUGGGCGAGGUCUUGCACCACCUCAAGUUCUUCCGCUACGAGAAGCGCGGCGAGGAGACGCACCACAUCGUCGACGGCGAGCUCAUCGCGGAGCUGCGGCGCAUCUGCGCGGCGCUGACGUCGGAGCAUUCGCACCUCACGGGCACGUGCCACAUCGAGAUGGCGUUCCUCCUCUUCUUCAACAUGGCCGUGGGCGACGAGGAGCUGCGGAAGUUAUUAGUGUUCGUGUUCGCCCACUGCCUCUUCGGCGCGGUCGGCAUGGCCGUCGCUUUGAAAUUAUUGAAGUGCUUCCGGAAGCAGCUCUCGGCCGUCGCGUUCGACGAGGAUUUGUUGAAGGCGCGCGAGGCCUUGGUUUUGGCUCUGGACGGCGGCGUCGAGGCCACGAUCGCGGCCGCGGUCGCGGCCUUCAACUCCGCGUGGUCCGCCGUCGAGGCGGAGGCGGUCAAGGCCUACCCGCACGAGGCCUGCGUCGCGCUCCAGUACCAGAUGCAGAAGGUGGACCUCGUCGAGCACAUGGAACAGCUCCGCGAGGUGCUGGACGUGCUGAAGACGGCGAAAGAGCCCGUGAUGGUAUUCGUGGCGCCGAAGGGCAUAGUCUCGUGCUUCGGUCAGAAGCCCACGACGUUGAAGGUCCUCCGCUGUCGCUUUGAUCCCGGCGCCAUCACCACGGCUCUCGAGGGCCUCCAUAAACUAAAUAACUCGCAAGCGCUAUUGUCGAACGCCGUCGCGCUCCUCGUGGCGAUGGGGAACUACGGCACGUCGGGUGAGGUCGACGCGGACCUCAUGGACCACCUGCGCGGAUGCGGCAAGGGGUGCCAGCUAGACAUCUACGCGCUUAUUUUCUAUGGCAUACUUAAUAGCGCUCUUAUGUCGUCGAUUCAAGGCGACAUUGCGGUCUUUGUACCUUCGGAGGGGCGCUUUGUCGUCGCGCGGCGGCCGGGCGAAGCCAGGCUGGUGCAUGCGCUGCGUCAGAAAGUCAACUUAGCCUUCGGGACGGCGCGUCGACCUCCACGCCGUCGAGGCCACGCGUUUGCGGGAGAUGGAGUGGUGUUGUGAGGAGUACUUCGCGCAGGCGUACAGCUUCGAGGCGAUGGCGCUGGACGCCGGCUACGAACGCGUGCAUGAUUUCCUGCAGGACGCGCGCAACUCCUACGACGUCACGACGAUGCGCGCGGUCCGCCAGUUUAGGAGAGAGGCGCAGUUGUUUGACGAGCGCUUUGUACCGAUGAAAGAUGCGUUGCGAGCGGAGCACCUCGCGACGAUGGCGCGGCGGGCGGCGCGGACGCUCGCGGGCCAGGAGAACGGCGGGCGCCUUUCGAGGACGACGGUCGUUGUAGCUGGAACGCAGUUUUACGACGCGGCGGGGCAUUUGAGGGGUUCGGCCCCUGGAGCCGCGGGCGUGUUCGGAGCGCGCGUCUCGUUUGUGAGGGGGCGGCGCUGGUCUACGAAGAAUGCGUUCGUCGACUUGCUCUGCGACGAGGGCGCGGACGUCAUCGAUCAUGGGUUAACGACUGGCUCGGCGGAGCUCGCGGCGUUCCUGGCGUCGUCGGAGGGUAUUGACGAGCUCGAAGAUAGACAGUACCUGUGCGUGAUCCCGAACACCUACCCGGCGCCGGAGGGGUGGGAGGGUUUGUUCGACUUGCUCAGGAGGUUUGUGAGUGACGACCGGUGCUACCGCGAGGACGCCAUCAGUAGAUUCCUCGCGUCGGACGAGGCGUCCUUCUUUGAGUGGGAGGGCCGCAAGGGCUGCUCAGUCAUGAAAAAGAGGUUGGAGGAGGUCGAUUGCGGCGACAAAAUCAGCCGCUUGCUCGUAUGGCGUCCCUGUGCGACCGACCCGGACGGCAAUCCGUACCAGAUCGGCGUCGACCCCUCGUUAGUUCGCCGGUCGAGGCGACUAGCACCGGAGCCGGCGCCCGCGGCCGAGCCAACGCCUUCGGAUGAAGAUAUGGAGGAGGAUGACGACGAUCCGUUCGCCGAGCACAACGUGCCGCCCGCGACGAAACCCAAUCGACCGCGGCUCCUCGAGCUCUACAAACGCAAGUUCGGAAGACCGGCGCCGAAGGGAAGCACCGAGAUUACGCUGUUCCCGGGCAACUAUCUGGAAUGGGUACGGUACAAGAUCGCCAACGGCUAGCUCAAGCGUCGCGGCGGUGUCGCUGGGCAACCGCUGCUGGAUCUGAUGAACUCCCCCUCCCAGUACUGUAGUAACAACACUUCGUUAGUGA
Pelagomonas calceolata is the source of this 2867-nucleotide messenger RNA. The record is from the annotation of a GenBank genome assembly. Lineage: Eukaryota; Pelagophyceae; Pelagomonadales; Pelagomonadaceae.